AUGAAUUCAAAGAAACCUUCAAAGCCGUUUGGCUUCGGAUUUGCGCAUGGCUCAGCAAGUAAACCCAAAUCAUUGCUUGAUCCGGAAGAACAAACCCAUAAAAAGCCAACGGCAUUGGACUAUUUUUCUGAAGAAGAUUCCCAACCAAAAAAGCGAAAACUUAUAAAAUUAGAGGAUGAUUUAGAUGAGGGCUUUGAUAAACAAGAUAAAUUAUCCAAUGUUAACGAAGACUACGUUGGCGAUCUAGAAGAUGAUAGACCUCCGCCUCCUCGAACUUCAACUGGAAUUCAAGGAUUUGUGCCUCAGGGCUUUAGUCUUGACAAGGGCUUCACCAAUGUUCAUGAGGUUACGUCUGAUACUAAAUUGGAUGAUGUACAAAAAGAUGAUGAGAUUGACGAUCCUCUUGAUGCUUUCAUGCUUGAUAUUGAUAAUCAAGUUCAAAAGGAAAGUCAGAAUAAGUCUUUGCAAGAAAAAAUUCGUAGAGAUGAUAUUGAAGAUGAAGAUUUUGUUGAAAGUUACGUCAAUCAUAUGAAGAAAAAAGGAAUUGAAGUGGGUAAAAGUCAACGACCAAUCGAAAAGGAUGAGAACGUGAAUUCAGAUGAAGAAGUGUAUGCUACUGCCAGGGCUAUUGACGCUCAACUUGAAUACGAUUCCGAUGAUAAUCCAAUCGUGGAACAAAAGCGCAAAGACAUCGAACCACUUCCAGCAGUUGAUCAUUCUCAAAUUGAAUAUCCAGAAAUUGAGAAAUUCUUUUAUGAAGAGCAUCCAGAUAUUGCCGAAUUAUCUGAUGAGCGUGUCAAGGAAAUACGUCGAGAACUUGACAUGCAUGUUUCUGGCGCUGAUGUCGCGAAGCCUUGCAUUUCCUUUGCACAUUUUGGGUUUGACGAGGCUUUACUGAAUGUUAUUAUUAAACAUGGAUAUUCGGAACCGACUGGAAUUCAGAAGCAGGCGGUACCUGUUGCAAUGUCCGGUAGAGAUAUUAUUGGUAUUGCGAAAACAGGCUCUGGUAAAACUGCCGCUUUUAUUUGGCCCAUGUUGAUACAUAUCAUGGAUCAAGAAGAAUUACAAAAAGGUGAAGGGCCAAUUGGUUUAAUACUAGCACCGACGAGGGAAUUGGCUAGCCAGAUAUACACUGAAGCCAAAAAAUUUGCAAAGAGUUACGGUCUGAGAGUUGCAGCAGUUUAUGGAGGUGCUUCGAAAAUGGAUCAAUUCAAAGAACUCCGACCCGGUGGAAUAGAGAUACUAGUGGGUACGCCGGGAAGACUUAUUGAUAUGGUCAAAAUGAAAGCGACGAAUUUUCGACGAGUUAGCUUCUUGGUUCUUGAUGAAGCAGACAGGAUGUUUGACCUCGGUUUUGCGUUAUUGUUUAGUGCGACAUUCCCCAAAAAAGUUGAGAUUCUAGCUCGUGAAGUAACUGCGGAACCAGUAAGGAUUUCCAUUGGUAGCGUUGGCCAGGCGAAUACUGAUAUUACGCAAAGGAUAGAAAUUUUGGCUGAUGACGGUUAUAAGUGGGAUUGGUUAAUGAACUAUUUAGUGUCAUUUUGUGUUGAGGGUAGUGUUCUCAUCUUUGUUAGUCGUAAAGAUGGUGUUGAAGAGUUGUCAAAAAAUUUACAGCAAGUCAAUUAUGAGUGUGGUGCGCUGCAUGGUGACAUGAUGCAAUCAGAACGUGACAAAGUAUUGAAAGAUUUUAAAAAUAAUAAAUUUCCAAUCAUGGUUGCGACUGAUGUAGCUGCAAGAGGACUUGAUAUAAAGGCCGUCAAAACCGUCGUCAAUUAUGAUAUUGCACGUGACAUCGAUUCACAUGUUCAUCGGAUUGGAAGAACAGGCCGAGCGGGAGAGAAAGGUACUGCUUAUACGCUUAUCACCCAAAAGGAAGAUAAAUUUGCUGGAGACCUAGUGAGAAAUUUAGAAGCUUCGGGUCAACAAGUCCCUGAUGCUUUAAUGAGCUUGGCGAUGCAGGUCGUUAUUAGUUGGCGUGGUAGAUCUGGUGGACGAGGUCGCGGUUACGGAAGGGGCCGUGGUAAAGGUCGUGGGACAAAUAUUUCUAAUUCGAACUCAAUACCACUUGGAGGAAGGGCUGGCAUUGGAAGCGCGGGUGUACAAAUACCUCCACCUCCACAGCUUAAUGCUGAUACUUCUGGUCAUGCCGGUGGAAGGCACCCAAUGAAUUUCCAGAAAGCCUCAACAGCAGAUGCCGAGUUAGGACUUUUACGUUCAAGUAAAUCGUCAACUUCUUCGCAGUCAGGAAAUCAACGUAAACGACGCUGGGAUUCUUAA
This is a messenger RNA of Dentiscutata heterogama, 2277 nucleotides long. Lineage: Eukaryota; Fungi; Glomeromycota; Glomeromycetes; Diversisporales; Gigasporaceae. The record is from the annotation of a GenBank genome assembly.